UUUCAGGAAAGACCUCUCGGGUGCCAGACAGGCGGGGUAUAAAACGAAAACAAAAGUCGCCUGAGUUAGGUUGUUGGACUGACUUCUUCACUCAAGACGUUCCUCUCUGCCUAUAGAAACAGAUCUGAGCCAUGGCUUUGGAACACAAUGAGUCGGCUGACUACGAUUAUGAGGAGAAUGAGCUGAACAUGACGCAUGACUACAGCCAGUAUGAACUGAUCUGCAUCAAGGAGGAGGUGCGCAAUUUUGCCAGAAUCUUCCUGCCCACCUUCUUUGCCAUCACAUUCAUCGUGGGGCUGGCAGGCAAUUCCGUGGUGGUGGCCAUCUACGCCUUUUACAAGAAACAGAAAACCAAGACUGACAUGUACAUUUUGAACUUGGCUGUGGCAGACCUGCUCCUCCUCUUCACGCUUCCUUUCUGGGCCGUGAACGUGGCUCAUGGAUGGGUCUUAGGGAAAACCAUGUGCAAAGUCACUUCAGCCUUGUACACCAUCAACUUUGUCUCUGGCAUGCAGUUCCUGGCUUGUAUCAGCAUAGACAGGUACUUGGCAGUCACCCGAGUCCCAAGCCCAGUGGGCGUGGGGAAAACAGGCUGGCUCAUCAGUGCCUGCGUCUGGACAGCUGCCAUCUUGCUGAGUAUCCCGCAGCUGGUCUUUUACACUGUCAACCACAAGGACAGGUGUGUGCCUGUCUUGCCCUACCACCUGGGGAUGUGGGUGAAGGCAUCCAUCCAGAUUCUGGAGAUCUGCAUUGGUUUCUUGGUGCCCUUCCUGAUUAUGGCCCUGUGCUACUUUAUCACAGGCCGCAUGCUGCUCAGGACCCCCAACAUUAAGAAAUCUCGACCCCUCAAAGUUAUUCUGGCGGUGGUGAUUGUUUUCCUCGUCACUCAGCUGCCUUAUAACAUCGUCAAGUUCUGCCAGGCCAUCGAUGUCCUCUAUGCCCUGGUCACGGACUGUGACACUAGCAAGCGCCUGGACAUGGCCAUCCAGGUGACUGAGAGCGUGGCUCUGUUCCACAGCUGCCUCAACCCCAUCCUGUAUGUCUUCAUGGGGGCCUCUUUUAAGAACUACAUCAUGAAAGUGGUCAAGAAAUAUGGGUCCUGGAGACAGCAGAGGCCCAAUGUGGAGGAGAUUCCUUUCGAUUCUGAAAAUCCAACUGAGCCCACCAGUACCUUGAGUAUUUAAUUGCCAUAC
Suncus etruscus (white-toothed pygmy shrew) is the source of this 1193-nucleotide messenger RNA. RefSeq names its product atypical chemokine receptor 4 (gene ACKR4). The record is from RefSeq and is a predicted model, not a curated record. Gene Ontology annotation, molecular function: chemokine receptor activity; scavenger receptor activity; chemokine binding. Lineage: Eukaryota; Metazoa; Chordata; Mammalia; Eulipotyphla; Soricidae. The transcript has 2 exons. Gene Ontology annotation, cellular component: membrane. Gene Ontology annotation, biological process: G protein-coupled receptor signaling pathway; immune response; chemotaxis. Bases 132 to 1184 code for a protein of 350 amino acids.